UCAGUUCCCAGUACCUGCAGGUGUUGUUUCAUGCGCUUCCUACGUGUUUUGGUCAUCAUGCAUCUUUCGCUGCUGUUAUUUUUAUUGCUGAAUUUCCUAAUUUGUGCAGUGGACAGUGAUGUGAAACUGGACCAGAAGAUGCUAAUGACUAAACCUGCCGCCAAGCUUGCCAAGAUAGAAUGUAUCUUUCCACGAGACUGUUAUUUUUACCUUUACUGGUAUCAGAAAAAAGAGAAUGAAGCUUUCAAGAUGGUUCAGUAUGUCAAAAUCAACGAUGGUACAAACUAUAACGAACCUGGUUUUGAGUUCUUAAAAACAGAGAAAACAGAAAAAGAUAAGUUUGUUUUGAUAAUCCCUAAUUUGAAGACAGAGCAUUCAGCGAUGUAUUACUGUGUUUGCUGGCUGUGGGAACAAGGUGCAGCAUCACAUGGUAGGGUCACAAUAAACCUUCUCAACCAUUUGCUUGCUUCUUGUCUUUACUGCUCUAAAUAUUUAAAACUAAAAUUCAUAUUUAAGCUGUUUCCAGCGAUACAAAAUCAACAUGGAAGAGACAAGUUGUUCACAAAGAGUCCUUUUUUUGUCACUGAACAAAACACUGUGUCAUCCAGAAAACUCUUCGGCUCUGGCACAAAACUUUAUGUAACAGAUACAAACACUUUGAAAGACCAGGUUAAAACACCCCAAGUGGCUGUAUACCAGGUGUCCAAGCUGCUUCAGAAUAAAAAGCGUGUGUUGCUGUGCCAGGCAAAAGAUAUGUUUCCAGACCUUGUGAGAUUCACAUGGCAAGCAGAAGAUCAGAGUGGGAAAAAAGUGGAGCUGAAAGAUUAUGAGCAGCUGGAGCAGAGAGAUGACAAUCCGGAGAUCCGAAUAACCAGCAUGCUCAUCGUAGACAAGGACAAAUUGAGGACCAGUACAUUCACCUGCUCUGUUCAACACGACAGCAGCGUUGAAGACCAGAGUGUCAUCGUUCCAAGAGACAAUACCAUCACACAAAUGUGUUCAAUGUCAACAACUGAAGAGGAUGAAGAGAAGAAAUUCAUGACUUCUGGUUUGUUUGAGCUCAGUCGCAGUCUGUAUCUGUUCAGUUUGACGUAUGUGAUACUGCUGGUCAAGAACAUACUGUACUUCUGCACCGUCUCUGUCUUACUGUGCAAGACAAAUGCAGCGAUUCCGUCCUGAUCGGUGCAUCAACCAAACAACACAGAAGGUUUUAACACUCUACUCUAUAUUACACCACCAUGUUCCCUGUCACAUAUUCUACAGGCAGAUUUUAGUAUACAUGGUGUUUAAACCUCAUGUGUCUUUAUACUUGUCUGUGAUUUCUUCUGAGCAUUGCAUUAGGCAUAUAUUAAGAAGAGCUUAUCUGUCUAGACAGAAUUCACAUUUGCUUUUACAUUUGAACUUACAUAUGGCCAUUGAAGCAUUUCUGUCUCUUCUUCUCCUUAUGUUAUGUUAUUCAUAUUUUUAUGUCAUAUAUACAAGUGGCUUUCCAAACCUGAGCACAGCCUCAGCAGCCUUCUUUUCAUGACUAGGUAUAGAAUGUGUUCCAAAUGCAAUACUUCUACUACUAAUAAUAAUAUUACAUGAUAUGACACCAAAUGUCGUUCUUAUCAAUUUCUUUUUCCCCCACUCAAAAUUAUAUUUGUCUUAUGUUGUGUUUAUCAUUUAAUAAAAAUGCUAUUUGUUGUUAAA
Tachysurus vachellii is the source of this 1692-nucleotide messenger RNA. RefSeq lists its product as uncharacterized. The transcript is spliced from 6 exons. The coding region runs from base 31 to 1179 and encodes 382 amino acids. NCBI's taxonomy places the organism in Eukaryota, Metazoa, Chordata, Actinopteri, Siluriformes, Bagridae. The record is from RefSeq and is a predicted model, not a curated record.